GACUCACAAGUCACAACACGAUCCACGGCUCACUUCGGUGACUCGCCAUUGCCGUGCAAGCUGUUCACCUGCCUCCUCCUUCCCCCCCACCCUUCCCAGCCGCCCGCAGGCCAAUGGAGAGGCAGAGGAGCCCCGCCUCCUGCUCCAGCUCGUACCACCGCCACCUGCUGAGCCCGAAGAGCCUCCUCCUCGUCUCCCUCGCCUCCUUAUCCCUCCUCUCCUGCUUCCUCUUGGCCCUCCGCCAGGGCCGCCCGCUCCACCUUCCCUUGGCGUUCGCCGCUGCCCCCGCGCCGGUUGUUGCGGGUGGUUGGGGUUACUGGGGCGGCCCAGCGGCGGCGGAGGUCGAAGAGGCGGUUCUUGGGCUCCGAAGAGGAGAUUCGGUCGCGGAGGGAGCCCGCCCCGCUGGUCCCGGAGACUUGUCGGUGCGGGGCGUGGGCUCGGUAACGGAGGCGCAAGAAACUGCUACUGGAGGAGGAAAUGGUGGAGCACCCUCGGAUGGUGAAGUCUUGAAAGUGCAAGAGGUUGGGGAAGCAAGAAACCACUCUCUUGGAGGCUUGGAUUCGGCUGUGGAGGUGAAAGAAGCUGCUGCUCAAGGCAGUGGUGGCGAGAGGCUGACGAAAGCGAAAGAUUUGAUUUCGGAGAGGCCAAACUUAGCUGAGGACAAGAAUCUUAGCAACGAAACUCUUGGUUCGGCAGCUGCAUCAGCAGAGAAAUUGGAGGUAACGGGGUCCUCGCGAGAUGUCAAUUUCUCUGUUCAAGCUUCAGGUCCUGCAAUGAAUACGAGAGAUGAAUUCUUGCGAGGCGGCCAUGAUGAUGAUGGGCGCAAUUCGUCUGUGCAUGGAGCUUAUGCUUCUCAGAAAGGGGGGCACUGGGAAAGCUCAGAUAAUUCAACGUUGGGGAACAACCCAGGAGGAACUCCAGUCAAUCCAGAUGAGCAAGAAAGGGCUAAGAGCAGCAUCGAUUCUGCGCAAAGCAAUGCAGCACAGUGUGAUGUUUCUGACGGGAGUUGGGUGUUCGACGAAAGCUAUCCACUCUAUGGGAGCAAUUCAUGCCCAUUUAUAGAUGAAGGGUUCAGCUGCCAAGCUAAUGGAAGAAUGGAUCAAAGCUACAUGAAGAUGAGGUGGCAGCCUAAGCAUUGCAAUGUCCCAAGGUUCAAUGCAAGGAAAAUGCUUGAGAUGCUGCGAGGAAAGAGACUAGUGUUUGUUGGAGACUCCAUUAACAGGAACCAAUGGGAAUCCAUGAUGUGCUUGCUACGAACAGCAAUCCCAGAUCCUUCAAGGAUUCGUGAAACUCAUGGCCGCAAGAUUACUAAACAAAAAGGGUAUUACAACUUCAAGUUCCUGGACUAUAAUUGCAGUGUGGAGUAUCAUACUACACAUUUUUUGGUGCAUGAAACCAAAGCAAGAAUCGGCCAAAAGCGCGCAAUGACACUACGGAUUGAUACCAUAGAUCAGAGCUCAUCAAGGUGGAAAGGUGCUGAUGUGCUUGUGUUCAACUCUGCUCAUUGGUGGUCGCAUCACAAAACAAAUGCUGGAGUGAAUUUCUAUCAAGAAGGGGAUCAUGUUCAUCCCCACCUUGAAGCCUCUACAGCUUUCCAAAGAGCACUAAUCACAUGGGCAUCAUGGAUCGACCGCUACAUCGAUCCACGGAAAACUCGAGUGUUCUUCCGGAGCUCAUCCCCAUCACAUUUCAGCGGAGGAGAGUGGAAUUCAGGAGGGCACUGCAGAGAGAGCACACUAGAACCUAACGACAGCUGUGCGUGGCCAAUGCCUGAGAUAAACGUGAUGCUUGAACAGAUCUCAAAGCAGAUGAAGAUGCCUGUGACAAUUCUGAACAUUACCGAUCUGUCCAGGCUAAGGACCGAUGGCCACCCAUCUGUUUUUCGACGGAAGGGGGUAGAUUUAACAGCAUCCAGCGCCCAGGAUUGCAGCCAUUGGUGCCUUCCUGGAGUGCCAGAUACAUGGAAUGAGCUGCUGUUCUACCAUCUAUUGUCCUCAAAAGGAAAAGAUCUGACAAGAUAGUGACUAAACAAUCGGUCCCGUUUCUUCUCUUUUAGUUAGGCCAUUUUUUCCUGUAAAUGUAAUUCGAUUGCUAAAAGAGGGCGUAAGAAUGUAUAUGUUUGCAUCUUUUCUCCAGCUGAUUAUACGCCGGGCACAUAGUCAAAUGUCGUGUGCCUCCUAAAAUGUUCCUUUCAGCCAAUGAAAAUAUAGUUUGCUUA
Setaria italica (foxtail millet) is the source of this 2218-nucleotide messenger RNA. RefSeq names its product protein trichome birefringence-like 6. The transcript has 5 exons. The coding region runs from base 114 to 2021 and encodes 635 amino acids. Gene Ontology annotation, molecular function: O-acetyltransferase activity. Lineage: Eukaryota; Viridiplantae; Streptophyta; Magnoliopsida; Poales; Poaceae. Gene Ontology annotation, cellular component: Golgi apparatus. The record is from RefSeq and is a predicted model, not a curated record.